This is a messenger RNA of Arxiozyma heterogenica, 2832 nucleotides long. It is a transcript of the gene SWE1, whose product is annotated as tyrosine protein kinase SWE1. The record is from RefSeq and is a predicted model, not a curated record. Gene Ontology annotation, cellular component: cytoplasm; nucleus. Gene Ontology annotation, molecular function: protein tyrosine kinase activity; ATP binding. Gene Ontology annotation, biological process: negative regulation of G2/MI transition of meiotic cell cycle; protein phosphorylation. The coding region runs from base 1 to 2832 and encodes 943 amino acids. Lineage: Eukaryota; Fungi; Ascomycota; Saccharomycetes; Saccharomycetales; Saccharomycetaceae. The transcript has a single exon.
AUGUCACAGAAAUUUCAUUUAUAUCCAUUAUAUAACAACGCUAACAACAAUAACAAUGAAGAUGCUGAUAAUUCACUAUUGGAUUCAGAUAUUAAUAACAGCUAUGGGAGUAGUGAUAUCAAUUCAAUUAACCAACUAAAUGAUAUCAAUUCCACCAAUAUCACAAAUGAUGAAUCACAUAUUGAAAAUAUCCAUCAUCCUAACAAUAGUAAUUUUAAAUUUUUCCCGUAUUCAAAUAAUAAAAUGAUUAGAAGUACAGGCACAUUAGAUCUAUCCUUAAGUAUGAUGAACUUUCAUGAAAGAACCCAUAAUAAUAAUAAUAAUAAUAGUAAUAAUAAUAAUAAUAAUAAUAGUAAUAAUAAUAAUAAUAAUAAUAAUAAUAAUAGUAAUAAUAGUAAUAAUAGUAAUAAUAAUAAUAAUGGAUGUAAACAUGACUCACAAAGUAAUAUUGAUCAACAUGGACAACGGGAUUAUGCACCAUAUAUUCAAUGGCCAAUUACAUCUGAUCAACAUCCAAUAACACCAAAAUUGAAAAGAACUGCAUCUAACUUACAUUUGUCACCCAUUAUAAAUGAUCCACAACAUGCUUUAACUAAUUGGAAAUACUCGAAAUCCAACUCCAAUUCCCAAAUUAAAGACACUAAAAACAAAAAAAUAGAAGGUUUGUUGAAGAAACCGUUAACGUCUCAUCUAUUACCUGCAAAUGAUAUAUUCCCUUACAAAAAAAACGUUCCUUCCACAGAAAUGAAAAAUAGUUUAUCGGUAUUCGACCAUAAUACUGGACUUCAAUCAAAAUUAUCAAAUAAAGACACAAUUAGGACUAACAGAAAUAAGAAGUCAAUGAUUCCAAAUACACCCAUUAAAAAAAAUCCAUUGAAAGAUGUAAAAAGUAUUUUUUCACCAAAUUUUGAUGAAAAUAAUGUAUCCCCAAAUUUCAAAAAUAGACGUGGUUCUAAUAACAUGACUCUGUAUAAUGAUGACAUAAAUGGUAUUAAUAACAAUCUGACAUUUACUAGGUCUCCAUCAAUACUCACACCUCAACUGAAACUACCAUCAUUGAGUGAAUCACCUAGAAGCAUAUCCCCAUUUAGAAAUAGUGACAUGUUAUUCUUUAAUAGUUUACAAGACCAUAAUGUCAACGCAACCCAGUAUCACCACAAUAACAAUAAGAGAUUAAAAAAAUUUAAAAAAUCAAGAGAGUCUGUCAUUUUCAAAAAUGUUGAAUUAACCAACAGUUUGCAACAAUUUACUGAUGAUUUAUAUGGUACGGAAGACAAUAUAGAUUUAAUGAAGAAUAAUGGUAAAUAUUCUCCAUCAAAAGAUAAAGAAAUUGCUGUUUUACCUGAAAAUAUGUUAUCGUUUUUUCAUAAAUUUCCACCUCCUGUAAAAUUACCAACAAGAGUCAAAAAUACUAUUUCUCCAGUUAGAACAAUUGAUUCAAAUACGAACAGUCCAGAAGAUCAAUAUUUAUCUACUCCUACACGUAAAAACUUCUUGCAUAAUAAACAAUCAUCAAAUGAGACAAACAAUUUACAAGCAUCUCAUUCUCAGCUUAGUCCACCUCGAAUAGAAAUUGAUUCUGCAGAAACUUCUAAUAAUGAUCUUCAUAGAAAUGCCACCAAUAUGUCGUUGAACAAACAACGGCACAUAAAUGCUUGUAUUAAAAAUCGAGCAGUAUUAUUAUCUGCACCGAUCAAUCCAGAUAGUCAUUUAUAUGAACAAUUUAAUAAUGUUCAUGUAAUCGGUGAGGGACAAUUCUCUAAAGUAUAUCAAGUAACAUUACCAGAUACAGGUCGGAAAUAUGCUGUAAAAUCUGUGAUUCCAAACAAACAUAACCCAAAGGCUAGAAUCAUUCAAGAAAUAUCCUUGUUAGCUGAAAUUAGUUCAACUACAUCUGAAGAUCGGGAAGGCAAAGAAUAUGUUAUUAAUUUUAUAAGUUCCUGGAUAGAAAUGGAUGCUUUCUAUAUUAUGACUGAUUACUAUGAAAAUGGCAACCUUGACAAUUUUCUUGAAGAACAUAUUAUUUCAAAAAAGAAACGUCUAGAAGAUUGGAGAAUUUGGAAAAUUAUCGUAGAGUUAUCAUUAGCGCUGCGCUUUAUACACGAUUCCUGUCACAUUGUUCAUCUAGAUAUUAAACCAGCUAAUAUUAUGAUCACUUUUGAAGGUAAUUUAAAGUUAGCUGAUUUUGGGAUGGCUACCCGCCUUCCUUUGGAGGAUUUAGGUUUUGAAAAUGAAGGUGAUAGAGAAUACAUUGCCCCAGAAAUCAUUUCUGACUGCAUCUAUGAUUUUAGAGCUGAUAUUUUCUCACUAGGAUUAAUGAUUGUGGAAAUUGCAGCAAACGUCGUACUACCUGAUAAUGGAAAUGCAUGGCACAAAUUGAGAUCUGGUGAUCUGUCGGAUGCAGGCAGAUUGAGUUCGAAUGAGAUCCACUCCGAAUCUUUAUUUUCAACAGCCAGCACCAAAGUGGAUAAUAAAUUCAGUGAUUACACACAAUAUUUAAAUGAAAAUGCUACUCAAGUUAAUGAUGCUAAUAGUACUACAAUUACUAAUAACAUUGAUAUAGAUAAAUUUGCUAAAAAUAAAAGUGAUGUACCAUUAAGAGUACCGUCCCCAAUUUCUAAAAUUCCUGCAUGGGUUCCUAAAUUUUUAAUAGACGGUAAAUCCUUGGAAAAGAUGGUUAAAUGGAUGAUUGAACCAGAUUAUAGAAAGAGACCUACAGCAAGUCAAAUAUUAGAAACAGAGGAAUGCCAAUAUGUUGAAGCGACUAGAAGGGCAGGUGCUAUUAUUCAAGAAGAUGAUUUCGGCCCUAAGCCUGACUUCUUUGGUCAAUGA